Ipomoea triloba (trilobed morning glory) is the source of this 569-nucleotide messenger RNA. RefSeq lists its product as uncharacterized. Bases 44 to 379 code for a protein of 111 amino acids. NCBI's taxonomy places the organism in Eukaryota, Viridiplantae, Streptophyta, Magnoliopsida, Solanales, Convolvulaceae. The record is from RefSeq and is a predicted model, not a curated record. The transcript is spliced from 3 exons.
AUAUGUUUCAUCUUCUCCAUUCCCAUGCUUGAAGGAGGUAUUUAUGCUUGAAGAAGGAGGGGAUAAAAAUUUGAAGGAAAUAAAGAGAGAAGAAGGUUCUGCCCCGGGUGACGGAGGAAACGAAUGCCAACCUUUUACCAUUGAGGAGAUUAAAGCUGCCUUAUUUUCUAUGGCUCCUGAGAAGUCGCCAGGCCCUGAUGGGUUCGGGGCGGUUGUUCGUGAUCAUCUGGGUGUGUUUGUGGCAGCUAAGAGUGACCGUCUUCGGUGUGUUCGUGAUCCAUUAUUCCAUUCCUUGCGGAGGCGUUGGCAGUCAAGGAAGCUAUGUCAUGGCUUAAGGACCUUGGCUACAAUAAUAUUUUACUUGAAACUGAUUGUUUAAAUUUUUGUUUUGCUUUCAAUUCCCGUACUAUGGAUCUUUUGUAUAUUGGUUCUAUUGUUAAGCAAUGUCGUCUCAUUGCUAGUGACAUUAGGAACAUCUCUGUUCACCAUGUCAAGCGGUCAUCGAAUCACGUAGCUCAUGCUCUUGCAGGGGCGAGUGGCUCUUUGUCUGUCUGGGGUUCCUGGUUUUC